Messenger RNA from Esox lucius (northern pike), 1754 nucleotides. RefSeq lists its product as uncharacterized. The coding region runs from base 264 to 1514 and encodes 416 amino acids. Lineage: Eukaryota; Metazoa; Chordata; Actinopteri; Esociformes; Esocidae. The record is from RefSeq and is a predicted model, not a curated record. The transcript is spliced from 8 exons.
UGCAUAAUAGUUCUGUAGCAAAAAGGCAUCUGAAACGUGCGUAGUUUGUUGUGACGAUUGUGCUUUGAUUUCUGGUUUUUACUUUGCUGAACUACAAUUACCAGCCAACCUGUCACUCAUGUUAGACGUGGCCAACAUUGUUGCCGUGGUAACUAUACACAACCUGUGUAGUGAAGCUAAGCCAGAGAACUGAAUACUGUAACUAUGGAAAAAAACUUUGUGUUUUACGGUUAAUACAUGUAAAUUGAUGAGAAAAACGCAUAAUGACAGAUAAAAGGUAUAAAACUGGACUACCGGAGAACAGAUCGACGCUACCUGCCUACCCAAAGCCUUGGUACACGGAAAAGGUGAAGACCGAAUGUCUGAGAGACGCCAAGAAGCAUCAUCUCUCUGGUGCUUUGGGUGGCCGUAGUUGGCGUUUCCCAAAUUCAGGACUUGGUGACUUUAAAGAUAGGUAUCCUACUCUUUCGGGCACCGAGAGCUGCACGUUCCCUCCCAUUUUUGCGAUGUCAAACCCUACAUGUCUCUCUGACAAAAAACAUAAGCGCAUCUCGAAAGAGCAGGCUUGCUUCUCUAAGCAGAAUCCUCGGCAGCAGUCACGUAGGGAGCACGUGGAAGCAGUGGAGCAGAAACUCAAACAGCACCCCUUGGUUAUGUUCCCACAUUUCCAGCAAAGCCUGUCCCCCGAGCAGUUGUUUGACCAGGUGCUGUCUAUCCUGGAGCCGGACAUGUGCGUCAACAGAGCUUGUACAGGAACUACACCAGAAAAAGCUAAGCACUCGGAUGACAGCACUGAGGCAUGUGAAACCAGCGUGCAGGAAUCAGGAUCAGAGGAAGAUGCAAUGACAGUAGAUUCCAGCCCCAAGAACCCUUACAAAAGGAUGCAAACAAAACAGAGCAGUGAAAGAAUAGACCAAGUAGUCAACAUCAAAAGGCUGCACUCGCCAUCACAAGAUGAGGAUCUCAAGAAAGUAACAAAGCUUUUCUGUGACUGGGAUGCUGUAUUGGGAGGAGGAAACAACCUGACUGAAUCCACCCUACUGGACUUGUUUGUCAGUGAGAGAAAAACAUCCCUGACCUUCCCCAUCCAGGCAAUUGAGUCUAAGAACAUGCCAGAGAACCUCCAUACUUCUGUGGAGGACCUGCGCAGAGCCAGCACCCGUGAGGCACUCUUAAAGGAUUCAGAACCACACAAGAACAACCCAGGAACUAAAAGGCCCAAAUAUGGAGCAUGGUACCUGGAUUCUAAAACUUGGAAUAAAAUAUAUGCGGAUGAACAAUUACCAGACCCCAAUUUCAUUCCUGAGGACUCAGAGUUUCUGGGCCAAUCAAGUGAAAAGGACAAAGAAUUUAAACAGAUGUAUGGGGCUCAAUUAUUCAAGGAGUUCAUCAUCCACAAGGGCCUCAGGGGGCCUAGGUUUAUGAGUCCUCUCUUUGCAGGAGAGCAGGAUCAUCGAACCAGGCCUAAUGCAGCAGGGUCUGCCUCAGCUAGGAAGGAGAAAGUGGUCUUUUAGGCAAGUUUCAAUUCAUCAUAUGUGGGAUAGUUUCUCAACGCUACACCCAAUCUAUCAAAGGAAAAACAUACAGACGCUAAGCUGGUAGAAAGCUUCCAGCAUGUUUUGAACUCACUGGGUGACUGUUACUGCAUGUACUUCAUAUUUACAUUGAAUAAUGACAUUUCAUGAAUAGCUGCAACAACAUGCUUGGAUUUGGCAUCAAUUUCGCCAUGUUAAAAGUAUCAUGCAAUGGAAAUU